AUGAAGGUGCAACAGGAAAUGGGUGCAGCUUGGAGAGCUGCCUAUAAGAGGGGUGAGAGGGAGGAGGAGAAGGCAACCCACCUCCUUUGUUCUGAGGCCAACAGUGGGAUGUUGCAGGGGGCUGGACUGGACAGCCUGUUUUAUGAAACCCCAAAGGUGGCUGGCGAGGGGCCGAGCGACCGAGGGCGGAGCGUGCCUCCCGUUGCUGCCGGCCCAAACAAUGGCUUGGACUUUCCCAGUCGGAUUUCGCCUGCCAAGGGAGGCGGGCCGAGGGAGGCGGCGCGCGGGGGAGGCGGCACUAGCAGCAGCCCCCUCGGGGCGCCCGUCGGCGUCGGCUCGGAGUCAAGGCAUGGUGCGGCUGCCGGUGCUGCGAGGCGGCCGACGGAGGAGCCCGGCACCUUAGCCACCCUCGGCCGGGGCAGGAUCAUGCCGCGCGCUCUGCUGGCCGUGCUGGGGGCCGCGGCGACGGCGGUCAUCGCCUCGAUCGGCUGGCCCAUCCCGGUGGCAGGAGAACCUGAAGUAACAAAAAGUUGUCCAAAGAUAUGCCGUAUAUAUUUAUCCAAAGCGAUUACCCUGAGUAAACUGCAAAGAUAUGAGGAAAUCACGUGUAAGAGGAAGACUUCAGUGAUAUUGAUCACUAAGGAGAAUCGGAGCUUCUGCGCCAAACCAGAGGACAGUUGGGUGCAGGAGACUAUGAAGCAACUGGAUGCAAUGAACACUCCUCCAGAAAAGCCAGCUGUGCUUGACAAACUCUUGGGAGCUCCUGUCCCUACAUCAGCACACCCCACUGUACCAUUUAGUACAGCAACCCUUAGAAUGCUAACAUUUCCUGUUACGAGACAAGGAGAUCCCAACUUGCCUGGAGUGAGUUCCAUGUCACCUGCAAAGUCUCCUACAAAGCCCACUCCCCAACCAGCAGUGGCUAUGCCUGGAGCUACCCCUCAACAUGAAAACCUUGCAACUGGGACUGUGGUUUCUAACACCACUGAUGAACCAAAGAGAUAUGGGGAAGGUCUCACACCUGUUGGGAAAGGCCUGGAGGACUUCCCUGGAUCAACUCGUAAUUUGGUAGCAUCUCCUACAACUCUAGGAACUCAUGCAACAAGUACCAUUUAUGGUAGAUUUGAUUCUGAGAAUCCUGUGGGGUCUCCUGAACAACCCACACUCCAUCCAACUAGCUCUUCCUUAAGCAGAUUUAUUACAGGUUCUAUGAGGAAAGGUAUGAAGUCUACCACAACAUCUACCAAACUGCCAGGGUCCUCGAGUCGACCAAAUUCAAUUCUGAGCAGCUCUAGAUCAGGUAUUAGACCCCAAUCAACUCUGGGUCUCACAACUGUGUCCCAAAGAAGGGGCUUUCCUGGUCAAUCCCACACACCCGUCAGUACUGUUGGAAGCAAGAUGAAAGACAGGAACUUUGCAGUCAACGAUUCAGCUGUUUUGUUUGGGGAAGCUUCAGGAACUCUUCCAUCUGCUGAAGCAAACAGAGGUACUUUUUCCAAAUCUACAAGUACUUUGCCAACUUCCGACUUUCCCCACAGAAAUGCAAUUGAGAUGAGCAGAGCUCAGGCAACGACAAACACUCCAGAGGUUACUUUGACUUUCUUUCCCAGUGCCUUGGCUAAAUACCGAACUCAUAUUAUCUCCAUGGCUUUCCUGGGUGUUGCUUUCUGUAUCGGUAUUGCUGUCAGUGCCAUGGCAUGUGCCAAGUCCAGCCUUUGUGCCAGAACAUCAUCACCUAAGGAAAUGGUCCAAGGCUUGCUGUUCACUCCCUCUAACUCCCGAGCUGAUGCAUAUACCAUGGAUAUUCUUUAACUUGCUCAUGACUUUGUCUAAGAAUGCUUCUUCCACUGCCAGGGUUGACCAGGCUUUGUCUAAAUCAUGGCUGGUGGUGUGUGCUUCCCCCACAAGAGUGGGACCUGUGAUAUUUGCUGCUGUUGGGCAACAGGAUGCAACAAAGCACAUUGCUCCAAGGGUAGAUAAUUACAGUGUAGUGAGAUGCCUUACCCUGCAGGGUUAUGAACUACGGCCACAGUCUUCAAAGUGGGAGGUGGGCCUCCUUACCAAACCAUGCGCUGUUGCUGGAGGAAUAGAGAGAUCUUUCCUGAGCCCUUCAAGCCAAGUUUGUGCUUCUUGGUUGGGGACAAGGUUGGAACAGUGCAAAUGCCAUUGUAGAUUGACAGUGAAAGGAUUACUGAAUUUCAGCAUCCUUGGACAGGACUCCUAAAGAUGUUUGGCUGAGCCUCCUUUAUUUGUCAUUCCAUUUGUCAUUGUUUUUAAAUUGCUUUUUAAAAAUGUGUUUUUAAAUUUGGAUAUUUCUUUUUAAUGUUUUUAAUUGUUGUAAACCGCCCAGAGAGCUUUGGCUAUGGGGCAGUAUACAAAUGCAAUAAACGAGCAAACAAACAAAUAAAUUCUAGCCUGAUGUUGAAUCUGUUGGUGUCUCAGUAGUCCAACACAAUUUGUAUCACAUGAGGUCACUUAGACCCUGUAGAUCAGGGGUGGAGGCCUUUUUUUCUGCCAAGGGCCACAUUUUCUUGGGGUAAUGUGUCGGGGGCCACAUACCAGCGGUGGACGGAGCCACCCUCUUCUCUCUCUCUCUCUGCCUCUGCAACCCCUUUUUAUUUCUUUGUCUCCUUACUCUUUCUUUCCCUUUUUCUGUCUCACUCUCCCUAUGCAGGUGGAGGGACAGAUCACUCUUGUUAGAGGUCUGACCUGCUUGCUUUGUAUUUUUAUUUUUUUACAAAAUCUGUAUGUUACUUGAUUGUAACAAUCCUCUAAGUGGGUUACAAAAAAACUGUGCAGACGACAUUUCUCCCCUCCUCCUUCCAUUGCUCCAUCCAUAUUGCCUUCCUCCCCUUCUCUGUCUCUCCUUCCAGGCUCCCCACCCACCCCCAGGGGCCGCAUGCAACUAGCUGGCUGCAGAUUGUCCACCUCUGCUGUAGAUGCAGAAUCUGCACCUGCAGAUGUUUGUGGCUGAGUGCUUAGCACACAGAAAUAAUCAUGUCAGGGAUGGAAAAGAAAGGUGUACAGGAUUGUGAUUAAAUUUGCCCUGAAAGCUGAAGACCAAAAGCGAUGCGAUUUAGCUAAGCUCAAGAUGUAGUAUUGUAUUCUAAUCUAUAGUAUGGGUAU
Messenger RNA from Rhineura floridana, 3126 nucleotides. Its product is annotated as nuclear pore complex protein Nup214-like. Gene Ontology annotation, molecular function: chemokine activity; CCR chemokine receptor binding. Gene Ontology annotation, biological process: inflammatory response; cellular response to tumor necrosis factor; positive regulation of GTPase activity. The transcript is spliced from 5 exons. Bases 1 to 1812 code for a protein of 603 amino acids. NCBI's taxonomy places the organism in Eukaryota, Metazoa, Chordata, Lepidosauria, Squamata, Rhineuridae. Gene Ontology annotation, cellular component: extracellular region. The record is from RefSeq and is a predicted model, not a curated record.